Molecule: messenger RNA, 1649 nt
Organism: Panthera uncia (snow leopard)
Lineage: Eukaryota; Metazoa; Chordata; Mammalia; Carnivora; Felidae
Gene: MSTN
Product: myostatin
Exons: 3
Coding region: 383-1510 (375 amino acids)
Biological process (GO): SMAD protein signal transduction
Cellular component (GO): extracellular region
Molecular function (GO): cytokine activity; growth factor activity
Source: RefSeq, a predicted model, not a curated record
CAUAGACUUUAUUUUUUUUCAAAUGUCACAUAUAUCUUUCAUUAUUUGUAGAUUUAUUUCUUUUAUGAAGUAGUCGAAUGAAUCAGCUCACCCUUGACUGUAACAAAAUACUGUUUGGUGACUUGUGACAGACAGGGUUUUAACCUCUGACAGCGAGAUUCAUUGUGGAGCAAGAGCCAAUCAUAGAUCCUGACGACACUUGUCUCAUCAAAGUUGGAAUAUAAAAAGCCACUUGGAAUACAGUAUAAAAGAUUCACUGGUGUGGCAAGUUGUCUCUCAGACUGUACAGACAUUAAAAUUGUGCUUGGCAUUACUCAAAAGCAAAAGAAAAGUAAAAGGAAGAAAUAAGAACAAGGAAAAAGAUUGUAUUGAUUUUAAAAUCAUGCAGAAACUGCAAAUCUAUGUUUAUAUUUACCUGUUUAUGCUGAUUGUUGCUGGUCCAGUGGAUCUAAAUGAGAACAGUGAGCAAAAAGAAAAUGUGGAAAAAGAGGGGCUGUGCAAUGCAUGUACUUGGAGACAAAACACUAAAUCUUCAAGAAUAGAAGCCAUAAAAAUUCAGAUCCUCAGUAAACUUCGCCUGGAAACGGCUCCCAACAUCAGCAAAGAUGCUAUAAGACAACUUUUGCCCAAAGCUCCUCCGCUCCGGGAACUGAUUGAUCAGUACGAUGUCCAGAGAGAUGACAGCAGUGAUGGCUCUUUGGAAGACGACGAUUACCACGCUACCACGGAAACGAUCAUUACCAUGCCCACCGAGUCUGAUCUUCUAAUGCAAGCAGAAGGAAAACCCAAAUGUUGCUUCUUUAAAUUUAGCUCUAAAAUACAAUAUAAUAAAGUCGUAAAGGCCCAACUGUGGAUAUAUCUGAGACCCGUCAAGACUCCUACAACAGUGUUUGUGCAAAUCCUGAGACUCAUCAAACCCAUGAAAGACGGUACAAGGUAUACUGGAAUCCGAUCUCUGAAACUUGACAUGAACCCAGGCACUGGUAUUUGGCAGAGCAUUGAUGUGAAGACAGUGUUGCAAAAUUGGCUCAAACAGCCUGAAUCCAACUUAGGCAUUGAAAUCAAAGCUUUAGAUGAGAAUGGUCAUGAUCUUGCUGUAACCUUCCCAGGACCAGGAGAAGAUGGGCUGAAUCCCUUUUUAGAAGUCAAGGUGACAGACACACCAAAAAGAUCCAGACGAGAUUUUGGGCUUGACUGUGAUGAGCACUCAACAGAAUCUCGGUGCUGUCGUUACCCUCUCACUGUGGAUUUUGAAGCUUUUGGAUGGGAUUGGAUUAUUGCACCCAAAAGAUAUAAGGCCAAUUACUGCUCUGGAGAGUGUGAAUUUGUGUUUUUACAAAAAUAUCCUCAUACUCAUCUUGUACACCAAGCAAACCCCAGAGGUUCAGCAGGUCCCUGCUGUACUCCCACCAAGAUGUCUCCAAUUAAUAUGCUAUAUUUUAAUGGCAAAGAACAAAUAAUAUAUGGGAAAAUUCCAGCCAUGGUAGUAGAUCGCUGUGGGUGCUCAUGAGAUUUACAUUUGGUUCAUAACUUCCUAAAAUAUGGAAGGCCUUCCCCUCAACAAUUUUGAAACUGUGAAAUUAUGUACCACAGGCUAUAAGCCUUGAGUAUGCUACAGUUACUUACGCACAAGCUCAGUAUAUGGACUA